Molecule: messenger RNA, 1101 nt
Organism: Adineta ricciae
Lineage: Eukaryota; Metazoa; Rotifera; Eurotatoria; Adinetida; Adinetidae
Source: the annotation of a GenBank genome assembly
AUGCCACGAGCAUCUAAUCGUAAAGUAGUUGCGCGCCGACGACGAGAGAGAUUACGAAAGUCUGUUUCCAAUCAUACGAUGAAAGCAACUGUGUCAUUAUUAUCGAAAACCUAUGGACUUUUGCCAUGCUUUUGUGAGCAUGAUCCUGUGAAAUAUAGAAUGAUGAUUCUAUCGAAUUCAUCGAAUGCAUUAUGGUAUCGAACCAAACGCGCGAAAGCGACAUUGACGAGUCAAAAACAGCAGAAAAAUAAUUCAACCGUGGUGGAAACCCAGCACAUGAGUAAAUUUCAAACAUUUAGAAAAUCUCUUGUUCAACGACUUAAAUCUAAGAAGAAGAAACGAAAAUUACCAACAAUUACAGCUCGAUCGGUUAUUCGCAAUCGAUCUCGUUCUAUUGCAAUCAAACAUCAAAGUUCCCCAACGCCAUGUAAUAGCGAACAAUCUUCACUCUCACCAGGUGCUUCAUAUAACCAAACAAACGAUGCAUUAGAGCCACCAUUAUCAUCACUCCAAAUCGACCAGCAGAAUGUCAAUGCGACUGAUCAUACAAGUCAAAAGGAAUUUCAGACGAUUGUGACGAAAUCGAAUUCGACAGGUACGCGCAAACUACGAUCCCCUAUUCAUUACCUUUUUCCUACAGUUAAUCCUAAGAGAAAACAAUCGAACCACUCGCUUCAAAGACGAAAGUCAACCAAACGAAAAACAGCACCAGCGAAACCAACUAAGAAACGAAUGGUACACAAUCAAAGUCCUUUUCCCGAUCCAAACAUCUUCCGUUCCCUACCACAAAUGCACGAUUCAGAAGAAAUAACCCAAACUAACAUUCAUGACAAUCAUCUCUGUUGCAAACCGAUUACUUCAGUUAUGGGUUUAUCAACAUCCGAUCAAAAGAAAUUAAUCGAACAUGAUUACUUAACAUUAAUAUCACUAUUGCCUUUGUACCUUGCUUCACAAGCUCAUUUUCCAAAGAAAAUUCAAGAGAAAACGCAGAUUAGCUCCGAUAGUGCGCAUGAACUUGACCGUCUAAUGAAUGAAUGGAGUUCGGCACGGUUAUUUAUUGGUGCGACAAGUCCAACGAAAACAUUGAUACAAACGAUUUGA